GUUCUGGAUGACAGUCGAGUAGUGGAAACAGUCCUCAUGUCUUCAUUUCCUCGUAAAUCGACUGCUCUUGCUUUUUUUAUAAUCGAAAGGGCCAUGAAAAAUGGAGGAUGACUUUUUUGGAAGGUAUAAGUUAUCGAAUGAGACAAUAGAGAAGGUAAAAGGUGUCAGGGAGGCCCUCCAGGGGAGUCCAGGGUCCUCCGACAACAAAUGGAAGACACUAUUCCAAGUUGAGGACGAGACUGACAUUUCCAGGAAUCCCAUGAAAGAUGAUCCUAUAGAAAUUGGUAGUAAAUCCUCUCAGAGGUUUGAAGAACCUGAUAAUGAUGACGUGGAAUUGCCGUCCACUCAAUUCUAUUUCACUCAGACAAAACUCGAGGAGAACAAUUGCUCUCCCUCGACGAAAUUCACGACGAGAUCUCCAUCAGAUAUCAUCAAGUCGCUUUUGGAGAUCCUGGAAGCAAGAUGCCUGGAUGCUGAAGAUAUGAAUGAUUUGACUGAUGCGAAUGCCAUAGAAAUCGUUGAGAAUUUGGCGAAGAGACUGAGUUCCAGGGGCUCUUAUAAUUUCUGUUGCUCGAUUUGCGAUAUGGAGACGGGCCUGGGAACUUAUUACGCCAGGAUCAUGUGCUCAAAGUUACUAUUUCAAAAGAUGCUGCAGUUGGAGAAAAAUUCAAAUCGUGUUGACUUGUCAACGAUAACAAAAAUGGCUGAGAAGUUCCCGGAUGAUGUGAGAAAAUGCCUCGUAGUUCCCCUGUUCAAUGCCAAUUUGAAGAAUACUAAAAUUAUUUUGAUGUUGAUAAAGAGCUACGCCCCAUCCGCGAAAAAAGAACUCAUAUCUGAUUUCCUUGAAGCUGUCGAUGAGCUUCAGCCCUGGCACGUGACAGUCCUGCAAUCUCUGAUCGAUAUUCAACUCGAUGAAGACACAAUGACUCGAAUCCUGUCGCUUUUGGUUGACAAAGCACUGGCUUAUGCUGAUGACAAGAACUACAGCCAGUGCAUAUUAUCACUCCUGAAGACACAGUCCCCAUUCACCGAUAACCAGAGGAAUAUGUUGCAUGAGAUGAUAAUCACACAUAAAACAGUUUUCAAAAAACCAAUGAAGAAUUUGUUCGACAAAAUGUUUCGUCAUAGAGAUAUGUGGCAUAUUUCUUAAACAGAAUAAUGGAUUGAAAACAUUUUAUCCUGUAAUUAAAAAUUCAGAAUUUACGGGAAAAAUUAAAUUGUUACGACUUUUGACUUUCCGCUCCACAUUAUCCUGAAACUCGAUAAAAGUCACGAGAUAUUGCUAUUGUACUGCAAAUUCAAAUAAAUUAUUAUUUAAUUAGAGAAUCAAUAA
This is a messenger RNA of Fopius arisanus, 1333 nucleotides long. RefSeq lists its product as uncharacterized. Lineage: Eukaryota; Metazoa; Arthropoda; Insecta; Hymenoptera; Braconidae. The record is from RefSeq and is a predicted model, not a curated record. Bases 101 to 1150 code for a protein of 349 amino acids. The transcript has 4 exons.